This is a messenger RNA of Pelobates cultripes (western spadefoot toad), 825 nucleotides long. Lineage: Eukaryota; Metazoa; Chordata; Amphibia; Anura; Pelobatidae. The record is from the annotation of a GenBank genome assembly.
AUGUCGGUUUGGUAUCGCGGUAUCUGUGUCGGUUAUCCCCGAUGUCGGUUUGGUGUCGGCCCGGUAUCUGUAUCGAUUAUCCCCAUGUCGGUUUGUGGUGCUCCUUCGAUUAUCUGUAUCGGUAUCCGUAUCGGUUUGGUGUCGCCCCGAUAUCUGUAUGUUGAUUAUCGGUUUUGGUAUCGCCCGAUAUCUGUGUCGGUAUCCCAUUAUCGGUUUGGGUGUCGCCCCGGUGUAUCUGUCAUCGGUGUCGCCCGGUAUCGGUUUGGUAUCCGCCCGGUAUCUGUAUCGGUAUCCCGGUAUCUGUAUCGCUUCGGUAUCGGUUUGGGUAUCCGGUAUCUGUAUCGGUAUCCUUCGUAUCGGUUUUGUAUCGCCCCCGUAUCUGUAUCGGUAUCGCCGGUAUCGGUUUGGGUAUCCCUUCGUAUCUGUAUCGGUAUCCCCCGUAUCGAUAUCAAUUAUCCUUCCCGGUAUCGGUUUGGGUAUCGCCCCGGUGGCUGUAUCAUGGUAUCGAUAUAUCCCCGGUAUCUGGCCAUCGGUCAUCCCAGUACCGGUUUGGUAUCCUUCGACCAUCCCCAGUAUCUGUAUCGGUAUCCCCGUAUCGGUUUGAUCCGCGCGGUAUCUGUAUCCUUCGGUAUCGAGUAUCCAGUAUCGAUAUCUGUAUCGCCUCCCCGGUAUCGGUAUAUCCCCCCCGUAUCUGUAUCGCCUCCCCGGUAUCGGUAUAUCCCCCCGGUAUCGGUAUCGCCCGGUAUUGAUAUUUACCUGCGGGAAGCUCUGGCUCCGCUCUCACUGACACAUCAACAAAGAUGGCGGCCGUGCCGUCAGCUCUAG